UGAACCAGACCAGUGUUCACCUCCUCUUCACCGGAGAGGAGUCGUUACCUCGCCUCAGUCCGCCUCGGAAGCGGGAGACAGAGAGAGAGAGAGAAGUCAGAGUCGCGUGCCUUUCACCAGGAAAGUGAAGCAUUUUCCCAGCAGCACGGAUCGGCUAUUACAAACUGCUGGAAGUAUCACCAAAGUUUAUUUUUCACCUGGAGUACAACCUGUAACCAGCUCGGAUACUUGCAGGAUCUGUUAGCUUGUGCUGUAACCAUGGGGGACGUGGUUUCCUCUCACCUGGAUGAGGGCAGGCGGGAGAUGAUUACAGCUCGCACCAGAGAUGUGAUGAAGGAGUUCAGUGACGUAUAUGAGCAGCAGUACGCAGUCGCUCUCUUCAACAGCGUCCGCUUUGAGAUAGAAGGAGGAGGAGGGACGCAGUCGCAGCUGCUUCACAGAAAGGACCCUCUGGCGGGCCGGUCCAUUUUCUCAGGGAAUCUGUUUCAGUACCUGGAGGAGAACCGGAAGUGGAGGAAUCGUUUUGUAUCCGUACCAAACAGCUACACCAUCAGCCUCUAUGAGAGCAAAGCAGCACAUGACCGGGGACUGCACCCAAAGGUAACCAUCAACUGUGCUGGGUACAAGGCUCUGACCUCAAUGGAGGAGUACAUGGAGCUGAUGAAUACCAGUCUGCCAGGUAUCAAGGCCAAAGUGGGCAGUAACCCAUUCAUCAAGUGUGCGACCCAGUUCCCCCUCAUCCUGUGGCAUCCAUACGCCCGUCACCACUACUUCUGUGUGAUGACAGAGAAGGAGCAGAAGAAGUGGCACGCUGUGCUGCAGGACUGUGUCAGACACAGUAACAAUGGUCUGUCAGAGGACUGCACCGUUCAGACUCCGGCCUUCACCGACACGGUGAGACGUCACAGACAAGCAAAGGGACACUACGGGACCUGGGAUAUGAUGUGCGGGACCCCCCCACAGAUUCUCGCUAAUCUGGUGAUGGAGACCCUCUACCCCGAGCUAAGAAACAUGAUUGGUCCUCGUCUGAAGGGGAAAAUGCAGCAGAGGCAGAGGAACUGGAUGUUGAUCUCUGAUGCUGUGUACAAGCAGGUGUUGUCUCAAACCACCGCUCAGUAUGAAGCACUAGUAGAAGCCUGUGAGGCCCACAGAGCUCCGCUGGACGCCAGACUGCGAACCGACAUGGACCAGAUCAUCACGUCUAAAGAACAUGUCAGCAGCAAGAUACGAGCUCUGGUGUUGCCCAAGGCAGAGCAGCUUCUACGAACCAACAUCCAGCCCUACAUUAGCUCCAUCCUUGAGGCCCUGAUGGAGCCCACCAGCAGAGGUUUCUCUGAGGUUAGGGACGUUUUCUUCAAAGAGCUGGUGGAGAUCAGCAAGAACUCGCUCAAUGGAGGGGGCAAGGAGAAACUGGGAGAGCACAUGGAGAGACUGUCCAUGCUCGCCUUCCACCCCGUGAAGAUGCAGAGCUGCUACGAGAAGGUGGAGCAGCUCAAUCUGGAGGGGCUGCAGCAGAGGUUCGACGUCUCCAGUCCCUCGGUGUUCGUCAGCAGAGCUCAGAUCCUCAUGAGGGAGCAAAUGGACAAUGCUGUGUACACAUUUGAGCAGCUGCUUAACCAGUCUUUGGAGGCCCAGGGAGAAAAUGACAUGUGCAAGACCAUCCAGCGAUGCCAGGACAGGGUUCUCAAGAAAUAUGAUUAUGACAGCAGCACAGUACGCAAGAAGUUCUUCAGAGAGGCUCUGCUGCAGAUCAUCAUCCCAUACAUGCUCCAGCAGCUCUCGCCGUCCUGCUCACCUGAGCUGCCUCCCUUCAAAGAGCUAAUCUUUGAGGACUUCUCCCGUUUCCUGCUGGUGGAAAAUAUGUACGAGGAGGUGGUGCUGCAGUCUGUCACAAAGGACAUAAUGAUGGCUGUGAAGGAGGCAGCCGUCCAGAGGAGACACAAUCUGUACAGGGACAGCAUCAUUCUGACAAACAGUGAUCCCAACCUGCACCUGCUCGGAGAAACCCCACCAGUGGACUGGGCUGCUAAAUUUGGGGGCGAUGAGCCAGAGGGUCCUGCCGGCGACAGUACUGAUGGAGGGAGUUUUGGGAGAAGACGCAAGCAAGUGGUGUCCAUGAUCCAGCUGGACGGGGUGCCUCUGCCCUAUGAGUCCUGUCUGGAAGUUCCAGGUGUGGAGCUUAUCCCUGAGGAGGAUGUUGAGGUGCAUGAGGGAAAAAAGGAGGACCAAGAGGAGGAGGAGGAGGAGGAGGAGGAGAAGGAGGAGGAGGAGGAGAACCUAGGCCCCAAGUCUCCUGAUAGCGUGAACGAAAUCAGGGACCUGAUUAAUCCAAAAAUGGAGGUGGUGCUGCCAGUGUCAGAGGAAGAGCAGAGCGAUAUUACCAAUGGGACUGAGGUGACCACUGGCACCAUCACCAUGGAGGAUGGGGUGCAGGAGGAGGUGACACAUGUCACCACUGUAGUGGAGGAUGUCCCCAGGAAAUCUCCACGAGACAAGACGUCCCCGCAGACAAUCCUCCAGCAGCUGAUGGGAGGCAAGAAGCAGGAAGCUGAUAAGGAGCAUCAGAAGGAAGCAGCCAUCCAGGAAACAGAGACAGCCGCACAGGAAGAUAACACUGGACCAAUUGCUGAGGUCUCUGCUACAGAAUCAGAUUCUGAGUCGUCACCACCGCCACCGGUGACUACAGACUCCAGCUCACGUGACGACAGUGGCUUCCAGUCACCGACCAGCGAGGAGCUGGAUGAAGGUGUGUCUCAGCCAAUCACAAACGGUCUGAAUGGAGAGGACAAAAUCGUUGACCCGGUAGAAGUGGAAGUGACUUUCACGUAGGAAGACAAUGUUCUGCACACAGCUAUGUACCUGGAGAGGAAACCAUCUGAGUGUGCAUAACAUCUACUGGGAGAUAAAUGGAGUGAAUCUGGAUUGUAUUUAAAGGUUAAAGGUCGCCUUGUCUUUAUUGUUGUUAAUAUUGCACACUCUGAAACCAACUCUCCCAUCCUCCCCUACACUUCUCUAAAACAUUUCUUUGGUGAUUGGUUCAUUUCUAUGCAGCUUAGUGAAUCUCAAGUUUUCUUCAUAUUCUUUAUAUGACACUAAUUUAUGUAUGUCAGGUUCCUUUAUGUGGCCUGUAUAUCAACAGGGUCCACCACAAUAACAAAAUUUUAGUGAUAAUACACUUAUUUAAACUUGGAGAAACACAAAAGUACAACUACAUCUAAGUUACGAAUGUUUACAUCAGUAAUGUGUGAAAGCACAGCACAGCCAAUGUUAUCAUCAAUAUAUCUCACAUUUAUGUCAAGUAAGUUACAGAUUGUGCCUUUAACUACAGUGCAGGUGAAUGAUCGCAGCCUCUACCUGGGCAGCAGGGGGUGCUAUAAUCAAUCUUUAGUUGUUUCUGGAUUUUGUAUGUUUAUUUUAACAACAUCUUCUUUUUUUUCAAAUAUCGCUAUCUAUUUUUGUAAAAUGUAUUUUUUUUAAUAUGUAAUUUGUUUACUUUGUAAGCAUUUCUUAUAUUUUACAAAUGGCCUUUAUGUUUCAAGAUGUUUCAGUAUAAACUUAAUUUUUUUGACUUCUGUGUGUGAAAAUAACCAAAACACACUGUUUCCUGUGAGUUUGUGAGUUAAAGCCUUCUUAAUGAUCCUGAGGGAGAUUCCUAACAUUGGCUUCUAGUGAUGUUUUAUCAUUCAAGUGCUUUGAGUCCUUUUCUAUUUGAAACCAGUCUUUUGUUAUUUAAUUCAGCUAUUCUGGGUCAAAGGGACAGUUCACCCAAAGUCAGACAUAUUCACUUCUAUAUUGGUAUCAAGCUGUACAGAUUUUUGUUUUGGGUUUAUAUGACAGGGAUAAACUGGCUUUUAGAAGAGUUUUAUGUCCGUAACCAGUGUAAAAUAAAUAAAUAAAAGAAGAGACUUUAUAACUGAUAUUUAUCCUAGUGGAAGAUAAUCGUUCAUCUUGUGUCACUGUAAAUCAUGAAAGGGGGCACUGAUGAUUAAAGUGUUCCAUAAAACCAAGAGGUUUGAUAAACUGUAAAUAUUAGGCUUUAAUUCCUGAAAUAAAUCAGCCUGUAACUGUUUGUGCUUUAUUUAAAGGCUUUUCUAGGAUGUUUCCUAGACUGAACUAUUUUAAUAUUAAAUUGUAUUUAGCACAGAGCGUAGAGGUGAAUUGUAAGUUUAGCUGCUGACAAAUUUUUGCAUCAUGUUCAGCUGACCUGCCAAGUACAAGAAUCAAAGUUACACUAACAAUUAAUUUAAACGAAUUAACUGGAAGUAUACCAGCUUUAUAUACAGUAUAUAGUCUGAAGUCCCAAGUGUGUACAACAGAUGACAACCUCCAUCCUUAGAUUCAGGAAAAAGGAAAGAAAAAACAGAGAAAAAAAGGACAAACUCUUGAAAGGACAACAGAUGGGAGAGACUGCUCUCAGGGUUGGACAGACAUGUAAUAUUGAAGGUGCUAUAAUACACAGAGGUACCAUUCAUAGAAUUAAAAGUAUGGUGACACAAUGAAAUCGAAUAAAGAUAGAAUAAAGUGCAUACAUAUUAAUUUAGCAUAUUAACCUAGGUUUUUCAUAUAAUUAGUGCCAAAUGAUGUACUGUCGUCCUUUCCGGGAAACGUCCCAUGAAUUUGUAUUUACAUAUCAGUUUCUUUUAUAAAAUUACAGGAAAUGUUAGAACCUGUAAAAUAAAGUGCUACCACAUUUUUUGCUGUCAGCAUCACACGCUCUAAUGGGUGAAUUAUUUUCACUUAUCUACCAUCUGUAGUUAACAGACCAAGCUGCAAAUUAGUGUUAAAUGUUGAGAAGAGAGCUGCAAUUCUUUCCUCUUUCCAAUGUUAUGAGUCAGUGUCCUGUUGUGAAAUCACCUAUUGCCACUGCCUUCACACUAUUCAUACCGAAGACCCAUUACUUCCAACAGUGGACCGUUGACUGUCACUUUCUCCUGUUUAUUUAUUAUAAAACCUGACUAUGUGGUGUGUAAACACGCAGGUGUCAACAGCUCACUUUUGUCUUCUUUAAAUACAUAUAUAUGAAAAAUAUGGAUGAAUAAAAUUAUUUCAUCAACUUUA
Molecule: messenger RNA, 5058 nt
Organism: Lates calcarifer (barramundi perch)
Lineage: Eukaryota; Metazoa; Chordata; Actinopteri; Centropomidae
Gene: niban2a
Product: niban apoptosis regulator 2a
Source: RefSeq, a predicted model, not a curated record